Messenger RNA from Phragmites australis (common reed), 704 nucleotides. RefSeq lists its product as uncharacterized. The record is from RefSeq and is a predicted model, not a curated record. The coding region runs from base 137 to 424 and encodes 95 amino acids. The transcript is spliced from 2 exons. NCBI's taxonomy places the organism in Eukaryota, Viridiplantae, Streptophyta, Magnoliopsida, Poales, Poaceae.
UUGCAUCUUCUCCCAGUAUUGAAGAGUUCAGCUGAGAGCCAAAGUCUCCCCUUCUUCUUCCUCCUCCAUACAUUACCUUCAUCUAUUCUCAGCACCCCAGCAGCUCCACACGACUUAAGGGAGACAGAGACCGGCGAUGAACGGCGGCGACAGCAGCCCGGUGAUGACCGACAGCGAGCGGCGGGCGUACCGGUACAAGGAGCAGGCGGCGCCGAGGCUGCUGGGCAUGAGGAAAUCGUGGUCCAACGACUCGCUCGCCGGCUACGCAUACGGGGGCGGCAGGGCGUCCUGCGUGUGCGCACCCACCACGCACCCGGGCUCCUUCCGCUGCAAGCACCACCGCCACGCCUCCAACCUCGGCGCCGACGUGAAGCAUCACGAGGCCCAGAGGACGGCGUCCGCCGAUCAGGACAAGUCGUCCUGAGGUGAAGGCGACUCCCGCGCUGCAGCUACGUCCCGCGUUGGCGCCGUGCUCGUCGACGUGGAUCCUGUGCGCGGGCAUCUUCCUCUCUCGUUUCCAGGCUUGGUGUGAGGGUGUUUUCUUGCUUGCAAGAUUGAAAUAAUAAAGUGCUGCUUAGCACGGCAAAUGGCGUGUAAAUAGAAGCUUUCUUCAAUCUUUUUUUUAGAAAGAUAUGUAAAAAGGGAGUGCAUUUCUCCCUUGUGAUCUUUGUUCACUCUACAGUAAUUGUUGAACCAUCUUUUAA